AAAUCAUCGCAUCGAAGUUCUCCUCUCUCUCCCAAUUCAUUUUCUAGGGUCCCUAUCGCUCUUUAUCUGAUUUUCGAUAGCAAUUUAGGUUGAUUUCAGUUUGAUCGAACGGGAUGGAUUUCGUAAACAGUCUUGAUACCGACAUGUCGCUAGCAAUUUUUUCGUGUCUAGAUGACCCAUCAGAUCUUGUCCGUGCUAGUGCUGUCUCACGUUCCUGGCGACAGUUUGUGAUUAAAUACAGCUUCUCCAAGAACCUGUGCUUGAAGUUGUUCCAUCGGUUAAACAGUGUGGAUCGUGUAAUAGAAAUAAGUAAUGAUAGGAAUGAAGAGUCAUCUGAAGCCGGGUCAAGCAGUCUCAUGGAUACAAGGGUACUAGAAAGAGAGCACAGGGUUUAUGCCUUACUGGCUAGAGGAUGCACAUCGUCUCCUAUCCAAAGCUGUAUUGCCGAUGCCAUUAUAGCGUCUAGUACUGAUAAUUUCCCUGCAGAGAGCAUCUUAAACACACUCGAAGAAAGAGAUCGAAUUGGUGGAACCCCUUCGUAUUGGUCUAGUACAGGACAGCACAAGACUUCUGUGCCCGAAACACUUCUUUACAAGUUGAAGGGUGAUUUGUGUGUCAUUACUGAUUUCAGCAUUCAGCCUUUCCAAGCUUAUUUUCAGCCCGGAGUUCCGAUAUACUCUUCACAUUAUGUUCGUUUCCGGUUGGGUCACCAGAGUAAAAGUUCACAGGAUAAGAAAGGUGAGCCAGGAAAGAUUCCGGUUGAAAACGACUAUGUAUGGACUUACACUUCACAAGAGUUUCCGGUUGCUCAGGAAAACCGGUUGCAGAACUUUAAGCUUCCAGAACCCGUUAUGUGCAUUGGUGGGUAUAUGCUUAUCGAGUUUCUAGGUCGAGUUCAGACACAAGAAGUGGAUGGCUUAUACUACAUAUGCGUGGCGCAUGUCAGAGUGAUGGGAAGAUCACUAGCAAAAUCGUUUGAGGUGGUAAAUCCUGAUGACUCAGGAAAAUUUGGGUUGAAGGUAGUGAGUUACAGUGAUCCACAAGAAUUGGAUGAGAUGGAAGCAGAGGCAGGGCAGAGUCCGUUUAGGCCGAUGAGAAACCUUGAACAGCUCUUGAAUUUCCUGCACAGGCAUCCUCUUGACGUCGAGUAUGUUUGGCCUGAAUCAGACGAGGAGGAUGCUGAAUCAGACGAGGAGGUUUAGCGUCUGAAUUACUACUUCCAGUUGUUCUUUUAUUUAUUUUGGCUUUGCUUCCAUUGUUAUAGGUGUGAUCCAUCUAUCCUGAGCGGUUUUAAAAGCUUUUUCUCCAGCCAUGCUGACCCUAUCUCUCUUUUACAGUGUUGUAAAGAUUGUCAGUUUUCUGAAAUAAUAACGAAUUACUAGGCUUUGUUGACUAUAUUCCUCUUGUGUAUACGGUUUGGUUUAAGUAU
This is a messenger RNA of Eutrema salsugineum, 1429 nucleotides long. Its product is annotated as F-box protein At4g00755. The record is from RefSeq and is a predicted model, not a curated record. Lineage: Eukaryota; Viridiplantae; Streptophyta; Magnoliopsida; Brassicales; Brassicaceae. The transcript has 6 exons. The coding region runs from base 114 to 1202 and encodes 362 amino acids. Gene Ontology annotation, molecular function: protein binding.